Lolium rigidum is the source of this 921-nucleotide messenger RNA. RefSeq lists its product as uncharacterized. NCBI's taxonomy places the organism in Eukaryota, Viridiplantae, Streptophyta, Magnoliopsida, Poales, Poaceae. Bases 54 to 878 code for a protein of 274 amino acids. Gene Ontology annotation, biological process: protein dephosphorylation. The record is from RefSeq and is a predicted model, not a curated record. Gene Ontology annotation, molecular function: cation binding; protein serine/threonine phosphatase activity. The transcript is spliced from 8 exons.
AAGCAGGAGGAAGAGCGGCGGAGGAAAGGUGAGAGAGGAAAGCAAACCCUGCAAUGGGUCAAACCUCAUCUUUACUUGUGAAGUCUACUCUUAGAAACGAGAAUGACAGAAUUAAGUAUGCCACGUCAUCUAUGCAAGGAUUGUGCUCGUACAUGGAAGAUGCUAGUGCAGCUGUCCUAGAUCUAGAUCUUACCGGGUCCACAUCAUUCUUUGGUGUUUAUGAUGGCCAUGGAGGAGCUAAUGUUGCACUGUAUUGUGCGAACCGAUUUCAUACUGAGCUUCUACACGAUGAAGAUUAUCAGAACAAUCUGGAUGAUGCAGUGGGGCACGUGUUUUUCAGAAUGGAUGAGCAGCUUCGAGAAGAUGAUGAAUGGAGGGCAUUAGCUAAACCCCGCCGCCGUUUUAGUUUCAAUUUGCUAAAUUGUCUCAAGGCUCCUGCUUGUGUUAAGGGGUCAAUUGGUGUGAUAUGGAAUAUGGAGGCUGCUCUACUGCACUAUGGUACUCUCUGGAGAUAUGCUUUUGAAUUGGAAGUGGUAUACAUAUUACUCCUUUAUCCAAUUUUUGAGUUGGAAGUUGGAGUAGUUGUUAUGUUGAGUGCCUGGUUCAUGAGCUGGAGGUCAAAUGCUCCUAAGUUCUCGUUGGUCAUUGUACCUUGGAUGUUAUCACUUAUCAUAUUCCCAGAAUCAAGGGAACCCCUUACUCUGAAGGAAGCACAGCCUCUGUGGCUCUCAUUAGAGGAAACCGGAUCAUUGUUGGAAAUGUUGGUGAUUCUCGCUGCGUACUCUCAAGGAAUGGUCAGGCAAUGGAUUUAUCCACCGAUCACAAACCAAACCUUCCGGAUGAAAGUCGGAGAAUUCAAAAUGCUGGAGGGCGAGUAACCAGGGAUAGGAAAUAUUUUAUGUGUGCAGGAGAGAAAAGAUU